Helianthus annuus (common sunflower) is the source of this 849-nucleotide messenger RNA. RefSeq lists its product as uncharacterized. The record is from RefSeq and is a predicted model, not a curated record. The transcript is spliced from 4 exons. NCBI's taxonomy places the organism in Eukaryota, Viridiplantae, Streptophyta, Magnoliopsida, Asterales, Asteraceae. Bases 1 to 849 code for a protein of 282 amino acids.
AUGGACGGAAAGACUCCUAUGCAGGCACUGGAAUGCGUGCUGCAUGACAACCGGUUCAUUUACGAAACCCGACAGGAACCCAAAACAGAUGUCAUAACAGAGCUUUUCUUUGUUCAUCCUCUUUCAAUCACUAUGUGGCGUGCAUUCCCGCACGUGAUGUUGAUCGACACGACCUACAAAACAAACAUCUACAACAUGCCAUUUGUCCAGGUUGUGGGUUUGACGUUGACCAACAAGUCCUUUUAUAUCGCACAUGCCGUUAUUUGCAAAGAACGAAGGGAUAACUUCGUGUGGGUGCUUGAGCGGAUCAAGUCAAUGUUGCAUGAAUGGGUCUUUAAUUAUGUCUACAAAAACUGGCUCAAAGACUAUAAAGAAAUGUUCGUUUGUGUGUGGACAAAUAAGUGUCGCAACUUUGGUCAGCACACCACCAACAGAGUUGAGAGCCAGCACGCAAAUUUAAAAAGAUACGUUACGCGCGGGAGUUCAUUGGAGCGAAUAGCAAGAUGCGUCAUUGAUAUAAUUGAAACUCAGUAUGGGGAAAUACAAAAAAGUUUCACCGACAGCAUCGAAAAAACGAUGAACCACCACAAAAACUUACUGUUGGACAACCUACGUGGAAAGGUUUCCCAUACAGCACUUGAUUUGCUGGAAGGAGAGCUAACGAGGAAGCUGGAGGUGUUGCAGAAACUUAACCCAUCAUGUGGUUGCCAUAUGUGGCUUAGUUAUGGGUUGCCGUGUGCUUUUAGGCUGGAAAACUACAAACAGCGUAAGAUACAACUCGACGACGUAGAUGUAUUCUGGCGUAAGUUUGACUUACUACCGUGUAAACUGAGUAGGUAUGGAUCUUAA